AUGCACUCCUUCAACUGCGAAGCACUUCUUACUCAUAGAGCUCGAGCUCGACUCAACUCCCCGCGUAAGGGCAGCGUGCCUACCGCCGCGGCAACUGAUGCUUCGGCUCUUGUGGCUAUGAAGGUCUUCAAGACGGCGGAAUUGAUGGAGAAGAUUCUUCUGCAUACUUGCGACAUUUCUCCACCGUAUACUGAGGGUACCCUUACCAUCUUGCGUGUCAUGCAAGUCAAUCGGGCUAUGCGCGAUACGGUGAAUGGUUCGGUCAACAUCCAGAGAGCCAUCGGCUUACUCCCUGACUGGAAGUCAAAUUUCAGAUACACUCUGACAGAGCUUCCAGAUAGCGCAGUGGCCCUCUAUGACCAUGAGGGUCACUACUGCGUCCACAGAUACUCUAUGGCAGCCACAUGGUGUGACGAGGAGUGUGGCUACUGGCGCUCCGGCGCACGCGUCCCACACAAUCUGAAAUAUGCUGUGUUUUGGCUAGAGACGAUGCCACCAAACACCCAGAUACUGAGGCGCAUGGGCUCACGCACGCGCUCUAUCUCUCUAUUCCAACCACCGGUCGAGGAAUUGCGCGUGGGACGCUUCCGGGUUCUGCCUACAAAUGGACAGUACAUCACACUCGACGACAUCUACAGAACAGACGUCCAGCUGCGAGUGCAACAUAACGCACUUCACGGUCAUGAUCUUCCAACGCGGCUUAAGUUCGAUGGGAAGAUUCGACUUAGGAAGGAAGAUCCGCUUAUCGCGUGGCAUUCAACGCAAGAGUUCGCGGAUGAGCUUGAAUAUGAGAAGUGGGAAUGGAGAGACGAUGAUAGCGAAGAGGAAGAGCAGAUUGAGCAUGAUUCGAAGUUCGUUUGA
This is a messenger RNA of Lecanosticta acicola, 861 nucleotides long. Lineage: Eukaryota; Fungi; Ascomycota; Dothideomycetes; Mycosphaerellales; Mycosphaerellaceae. The record is from the annotation of a GenBank genome assembly.